CCGCCAUAUUCCCUCCCGCCGGCCGGCCCCGCGGCGUGCAGACACCAUGAGCACCGCCGCCUUCCACAUCUCCAGUCUCCUGGAGAAGAUGACGUCCAGCGACAAGGACUUCAGGUUCAUGGCCACCAGUGACCUGAUGUCAGAGCUGCAGAAGGACUCCAUCCAGCUGGACGAGGACAGUGAGCGCAAGGUGGUAAAGAUGCUGCUCAGGCUCCUGGAGGACAAGAAUGGCGAGGUGCAGAACCUGGCCGUCAAGUGCCUGGGUCCUCUGGUGGGCAAAGUGAAGGAGUACCAGGUGGAGACCAUCGUGGAUGCCCUCUGUGCCAACAUGCGGUCAGAUAAGGAGCAGCUCCGAGACAUCGCUGGCAUCGGCCUCAAGACUGUCCUGUCGGAGCUCCCCCCUGCAGCCACAGGCUCUGGCCUGGCUACCAACGUGUGCCGGAAGAUCACCGGCCAGCUCACCAGUGCCAUUGCUCAGCAAGAGGAUGUGGCUGUGCAGUUGGAAGCCCUGGACAUCCUCUCUGACAUGCUGAGCAGGUUGGGCGCCCCUCUGGGUGCCUUCCACGCCAGCCUCCUGCACUGUCUGCUGCCGCAGCUGAGCAGCCCACGCCUGGCUGUGCGCAAGCGGGCAGUCGGGGCACUCGGCCACCUGGCGGCCGCCUGCAGCACCGACCUCUUCGUGGAGCUCGCUGACCACCUGCUGGAUCGGCUGCCCGGCCCGCGUGCGCCCGCCAGCCCCGCCGCGAUCCGCACUCUGAUCCAGUGUUUGGGUAGCGUCGGCCGGCAGGCAGGCCACCGUCUCGGGGCCCACCUGGACCGCCUGAUGCCCCUGGUGGAGGAAUUCUGCAACCUGGAUGACGAUGAGCUCCGGGAGUCCUGCCUCCAGGCCUUUGAGGCCUUCCUGAGAAAAUGCCCCAAGGAGAUGGGUCCUCAUGUGCCCAAUGUGACCAGCCUCUGCCUCCAGUACAUGAAGCAUGACCCCAACUAUAACUACGACAGUGACGAGGAUGAAGAGCAGAUGGAGACAGAAGACAAUGAAUUCAGUGAGCAAGAGAGUGAGGACGAGUACAGUGAUGAUGAUGACAUGAGCUGGAAGGUGCGCCGGGCAGCGGCCAAGUGCAUGGCCGCCUUGAUCGGCUCUCGGCCCGACCUGCUGUCUGACUUCCACUGCACCCUGGCGCCUGCACUCAUCCACCGCUUCAAGGAACGCGAGGAGAAUGUCAAGGCUGACGUCUUCGGGGCUUACAUUGUGUUGCUGCGGCAGACACGGCCCCCAAAGGGGUGGCUGGAGGCCAUGGAGGAGCCCACCCAAACAGGCAGCAACCUGCAUAUGCUGCGUGGCCAGGUGCCUCUCGUGAUCAAGGCCCUGCAGCGGCAGCUUAAGGAUCGGAGUGUCAGGGCCCGCCAGGGCUGCUUCAGCCUCCUCACUGAGCUGGCAGGCGUCCUCCCUGGCAGCCUUGCAGAGCACAUGCCCGUGUUGGUCGCAGGCAUCGUCUUCUCUCUGGCGGACCGUUCCAGCUCUUCCACCAUCCGGAUGGAUGCCCUGGCCUUCCUGCAGGGGCUGCUGAGUACAGAGCCAGCUGAGGCCUUCCAUUCACACCUGCCGACUCUCCUGCCACCUGUGAUGGCCUGCGUGGCUGACCCUUUCUACAAGAUCGCAGCUGAGGCCCUGCUGGUGCUCCAGGAGCUGGUGCGGGCCCUGUGGCCACUGGACAGGCCUCGGACGCUGGACCCUGAGCCAUAUGUUGGAGAAAUGUCUGCAGCCACCCUAGCACGGCUCCGUGCCACUGACCUGGACCAGGAGGUGAAGGAGCGCGCCAUUGCCUGCAUGGGCCACCUCGUGGCCCACCUGGGUGACCGGCUUGGGGAUGACCUACAGCCAUCGCUAUUGCUCCUUCUGGACCGCCUGCGGAAUGAGAUCACCCGGCUGCCUGCUGUCAAGGCACUGACGCUGGUGGCCUUGUCCCCGUUGCGGCUUGACCUGCAGCCCAUUGUGGCUGAGGCACUGCCCAUUCUGGCCUCGUUUCUGCGAAAGAACCAACGGGCGCUGCGCUUGGCCACACUGGCUGCCCUGGAUGCCCUGACCCAGAGCCAGGGACUGAGCCUCCCUCCGUGUGCUGUGCAGGCCGUACUGGCCGAGCUGCCUGCCCUGGUCAGUGAGAACGACAUGCAUGUGGCUCAGCUGGCUGUGGACUUCCUUGCCACGGUGACCCAGGCCCAGCCGGCCUCUUUGGCCAAGGUCAGCGGCCCUGUGCUCUCAGAGCUGCUGCGGUUGCUACGCUCACCCCUGUUGCCAGCAAGUGUGCUGGCAGCUGCUGAAGGCUUCCUGCAGGCCCUGGUGGGGACGCGCCCCCCGUGCGUGGACUACGAGGAGCUCAUCAGCAUGCUCACUGCGCCUGUUUACGAACAGGCUGCGGACGGCGGGCCGGGCCUGCACAAGCAGGUGUUCCACUCUCUGGCUCGGUGUGUGGCAGCCCUUGCGGCCGCUUGUCCCCAGGAGGCGGCAGGCACGGCAAACCGCCUGGUCUGCGAUGCCAGGUCGCCCCACUCGAGCACAGGGGUCAAGGUCCUGGCUUUCCUGUCACUGGCUGAGGUGGGCCAGGUGGCUGGGCCAGGCCCCCAGCGGGAGCUGAAGGCAGUACUCCUGGAAGCCUUGGGGUCACCCAGUGAGGACGUGAGGGCGGCUGCCUCCUAUGCACUGGGCCGCGUGGGCGCCGGGAACCUGCCUGACUUCCUGCCCUUCCUGCUGGGGCAGAUCGAGGCUGAGCCCCGGCGGCAGUACUUGCUGUUGCACUCGCUCAGGGAGGCCCUGGGGGCCGCCCAGCCCGACAGCCUGAAGCCCUACGCCGAGGACAUCUGGGCCCUGCUGUUCCAGCGCUGUGAGGGUGCCGAGGAGGGCACCCGGGGGGUGGUGGCUGAGUGCAUCGGCAAGCUGGUCCUCGUGAACCCUCCAUUCCUUCUGCCCCGAUUCCGGAAGCAGCUUGCUGCAGGUCGGCCACACACACGGAGCACUGUCAUCACAGCAGUCAAGUUCCUCAUCUCUGACCAGCCCCAUCCCAUUGACCCCCUCCUGAAGAGCUUCAUCGGAGAGUUCAUGGAGAGCCUGCAGGACCCAGACCUGAAUGUGCGCCGGGCCACUCUGGCUUUCUUCAACUCGGCUGUGCACAAUAAGCCCUCACUGGUCCGGGACCUGCUGGAUGACAUCCUGCCCCUCCUCUACCAGGAGACAAAGAUCCGCAGGGACCUCAUCCGAGAGGUAGAAAUGGGGCCCUUUAAGCACACAGUGGAUGAUGGGCUGGACGUGCGCAAGGCAGCCUUUGAAUGCAUGUACUCGCUGCUUGAGAGCUGCCUGGGCCGGCUGGACAUCUGCGAGUUCCUGAAUCACGUGGAGGAUGGCCUGAAGGACCACUAUGAUAUCCGGAUGCUGACCUUCAUCAUGCUGGCCCGACUGGCUACCCUGUGUCCCGCACCUGUUCUGCAGAGGGUGGACCGGCUCAUUGAGCCACUCAGGGCCACCUGCACCGCCAAGGUCAAAGCUGGUUCCGUGAAGCAGGAGUUUGAGAAGCAAGAUGAGCUGAAACGCUCCGCCAUGAGGGCUGUGGCCGCCCUGCUGACCAUCCCGGAAGUAGGGAAAAGCCCCAUCAUGGCUGACUUCUCUUCCCAAAUCCGAUCCAACCCCGAACUUGCUGCCCUCUUUGAGAGCAUCCAGAAGGAUUCUGCUUCAGCCCCCAGCACAGACUCUAUGGAGCUCAGCUAGUGCUUCCCCAGUCCCCAGGUGGGCCCUUACCAAGAGAAGGGGGCCUACCCAAGCCUGAGGCCUCACUGUCCCCAUGCUGGCCAAAGGCCUCUGCUUUUGCCCUUUCUUCAUCUCACUGGGGGGCCGUCCUGCUCCUGGUCGGGGCUUACAGUGCCUUCUCCAGGGACCCCAACUCGAGGCCCCCAGCAGGAGCUGCAAGGCUGCCAACAGUUGGACCCUGUAACUCAGGACAGUCAUUCAAAGCAACAGGGCAUGGACGUUUUUCCAAGCCCUUCGGCACAAAUAGUGGAUAUGUGACUUCACACUGGGCAGUCUACACCUUCAAACUGGGGAGUCCCUGCCUUACAGAGGACUAAGUAGUGUUUAGAAAUACUCUUGUGCUCACAGCUGUGAAAGGUUAGGAGGCAGCCGGCUGGCCUUCUUUCCCACCAGUGUCACUCACACCUCUCCCACUUUUCACUUCACUUGAUCUGAUAGGCCAAAAAUUCAUGCUUCGGCUGGGCAUCUGAAAAACUAAAGCUACUUCUCUGAGCUUCUUGCAUUUUAGAAUUCAAAAUGCUUCCUUUUCCAAUUGGUAGUGAUGAUUCAGAAAUUGGUAUUUUUGCAGGGGAGGUGGUUGGGAUAGAGAAUUAGAUCUGUUUUUUUUUUUUCUAAUUUCAAAACGCUUAUGUAGUCAAAUGGGAAACCAGAAAGCACAAAGGAAGCAAGACCACCUCUUCACGCCACCCCUCCUAUAGGUGUAACCAGUUGGUUUGUGUCCUUCGGAGGAAGACUUUGAACAUGUUCCUAGUUUUUAGUAUUGAAGACACAAAUAUUAAGCGACAGAUUAAAAGAAUUUUCUGUACUGUCCCAGGUUAAUAAGAGAUCCUUGUUACUUUUUCUCUGCACAGUUCCUCUACUAGGCAUGUCACCAUCCGUAUGUUUCCCCAAGUCAGUUUAAAGAAAUCAUGAAAAUGACCAACAUUUACUCAAAUGUUUCAGACUAGGUUUUGAACUGGAGGCAGCCCACCUGUAAGACCUUUUUCUAAGGGACUUAAAACCGCUCAUGGCUAGCCUGCCAAGAAAAUUAUAACCAGGGUAGUUCUUUCUGCUCAGUUGACCAGGUUGGUAGGGAAAAACACCCUGUAUGCAGUUGUCUUGUUCUGGAGUCUACAUGCCAUAUCCCAGGACUACAUACUGCCACUUGCUACCAGUUCUUAGUAAAGUGGUACCCUAACUUUACACAGGCAUGCCUGACUUUAUCAUGCUUUGUAGAUACUGCAUUUACAAACUGAAAAUUUGUGGGAAUCCUGCGUCCAGCCACGUCUGUCAACACCAUUUGCUCAUCUCAUGUGUCAUAUUUUCCUCAGUUCACGUUUUCAUUAUUGUAUUUGUUAUGAUCUGUGAUUUUUGAUGUUACUAUUAGUGCCUGAAGAGGUGAUGGAAUUGCUAUAAUCUCAUGAGAAAACUUUUAACGGUGGAGUUGAGAUGGAAUCUGCUCCUGGUGAAGGUGCUGUUAGACUGUUGAAAUGACAAAGAACUGAAGAAUAUUACAUCAGCUUAGUUGAUAAAGCAGUGGCAGGGUUUGAGGGGAUGGACUCCAAUUUUGAAAGCUCUCUGGGUAAAGUGCUCAUAUUACAUGCUACAGAGAAGGAGCAUUCUUGACUCCAUCAAUGCAGCAAACUUCAUGGUCUUAAUUUUAGUAACUUGCCACAGCCACCCAGUCUUCAGCAACCACCACCCUCAUUAGUCAACAGCCAUCAGCAUGGAGGUAAGACCCUCCACCAGCAAAAAGAUUACCACUCAUAGAAAGCUCAGGCAGUUAUUUUUGCAAUAAAGUUAUUUUUAAAUUAAGGUAUGCACAUUAUUUAGGUAAACUAUUGCACAUAAUAAAUUUGAGUAUGGUAUAAACAUAACUUU
Panthera uncia (snow leopard) is the source of this 5656-nucleotide messenger RNA. RefSeq names its product cullin associated and neddylation dissociated 2 (putative) (gene CAND2). The record is from RefSeq and is a predicted model, not a curated record. The transcript is spliced from 15 exons. Gene Ontology annotation, biological process: protein ubiquitination; SCF complex assembly. NCBI's taxonomy places the organism in Eukaryota, Metazoa, Chordata, Mammalia, Carnivora, Felidae. The coding region runs from base 47 to 3757 and encodes 1236 amino acids. Gene Ontology annotation, cellular component: nucleus.